AUGGCGAGCCCCGAGGACGACCUCAUCGGCAUCCCCUUCCCGGAGCACAGCAGCGAGCUGCUGAGCAGCCUCAACGAGCAGCGGCACCUGGGGCUGCUCUGCGACGUCACCAUCCGCUCGCAGGGCCUCGAGUACCGCACGCACCGCGCCGUGCUGGCCGCCUGCAGCCGCUACUUCCAGAAGCUCUUUGCGGGGCCGGGYCCCGGGCAGGACGUCUGCGAGCUGGACUUCGUGGGCCCGGAGGCGCUGGGCGCGCUGCUGGACUUCGCCUACACGGCCACGCUCACCAUCAGCAGCGCCAACAUGGGCGAGGUGCUGCAGGCGGCGCGGCUGCUCGAGAUCCCCUGCGUCAUCGCGGCCUGCGUGGACAUCCUGCAGGGCAGCGGGCGCGAGGCGCCCGGCCCCGACGCCGGCGACCGCGAGCGCGCACGCCGCUACCUCGAGGCCUUCGCCGCCCUGCCCGAGGGGGACGGCGCCGGCACCCCGCUGCUGCCGCCGCCGCCGCAUCGCCCCGUCGCGCGCCGCAGCAAGAAGACCCGCAAGUUCCUGCAAGCGCGCGGCGCCCGCCUCAACCACUGCGCCGAGGAGCUGCCCCCCGAGGGCGCCGCCGAGGCGGGGGGCAGCCCCCCGCCGCCGUCGCCGCCGCUGCCCGAGGGGCUGCCGCCSCCCUGCGAGGGCUACGAGGUGCCCGAGGAAGAGGAGGAGCUGCCCCCGCACGCCUUCGCCUUCCCCUACCAGCCGCCGCUGUCGCCCGAGGAGGCCGCCUCCGACGAGGACCCCAUCGACCCCCACUUCAUGGCCUACCUGGGCUCGCUGCCCCCCGAGGCGCUGGCGCCGGGACUGGAGAGCCCCGACAAGCUGGUGCGCAAGCGGCGCUCGCAGAUGCCCCAGGAGUGCCCCGUGUGCCACAAGGUGAUCCACGGCGCCGGGAAGCUGCCGCGGCACAUGCGCACGCACACCGGCGAGAAGCCCUUCGCCUGCCAGGUCUGCGGCGUGCGCUUCACGCGGUGA
Nothoprocta perdicaria is the source of this 1011-nucleotide messenger RNA. RefSeq names its product zinc finger and BTB domain containing 7B (gene ZBTB7B). Bases 1 to 1011 code for a protein of 336 amino acids. Gene Ontology annotation, biological process: regulation of transcription by RNA polymerase II; positive regulation of gene expression. The transcript has a single exon. Lineage: Eukaryota; Metazoa; Chordata; Aves; Tinamiformes; Tinamidae. The record is from RefSeq and is a predicted model, not a curated record. Gene Ontology annotation, molecular function: RNA polymerase II cis-regulatory region sequence-specific DNA binding; protein binding; DNA-binding transcription factor activity, RNA polymerase II-specific.